This is a messenger RNA of Coturnix japonica (Japanese quail), 3593 nucleotides long. RefSeq names its product cell division cycle 37 like 1, HSP90 cochaperone (gene CDC37L1). The record is from RefSeq and is a predicted model, not a curated record. Gene Ontology annotation, molecular function: heat shock protein binding; protein-folding chaperone binding. Gene Ontology annotation, cellular component: cytoplasm. Lineage: Eukaryota; Metazoa; Chordata; Aves; Galliformes; Phasianidae. Gene Ontology annotation, biological process: protein folding; protein stabilization.
AAGUGCUUUGCGGCCUCGCUUCCGCUGAGCGAUCGAGCGGCCGGGGGCGGCGAUCGGCGGUUCCCGCGGGCAGGAUGGCUGUGUGGCUGCCGCCGCACCGGGACGGCAGCGCCUCGCUCGAGGAGGACGAGCAGCGGGAGCUGUCUCCGGGCUCCCGGCAGCGCCUGCAGACCUAUAGCCAAGAGAUUGAAUUAGCCUGCCAGAAAGAGAAAGAGUUUGUGAAGCACUCCGUAGAAUGCACAUGGAAUCUUGCAGAAGCCCAGCAAAAACUUGGUACCUUAGCACUGCAUAACUCAGAAUCCUUUGAUCAAGAACUCGCUCAAGCAAAGACUGAAGUUGCGGAAAUGAGAUGGAGAGAGGAGGAAUGGCGAAGAAAAGAAGAAGCACUAAACCAAGGGGAAAGACAGGACCUAUGGAACACAGAUCUUGUUAGUAAGGAGGUAUUUAAUAAGAGUUUUAUUAAUCAGAAAAGAAAAGAAACAGAAGAUGAAGAUGCGGCUGAAUCAUUUAUGAAAAAGCAUGAACAAAAGAUUAGACACUUUGGUAUGAUGAGAAGAUGGGAUGAUAGUCAGAGAUUUCUGUCUGACCACCCGUAUCUUGUAAGUGAAGAAACAUCUAAAUAUCUCAUGUUAUGGUGCUUUCAUCUAGAAGCUGAACAGAAAAGAGCUCUAAUGGAACAAGUAGCACAUCAAGCAGUAGUAAUGCAGUUUAUUAUAGAAAUUGCUAAAAACUGCAAUGUGGAUCCAAGGGGCUGUUUUCGUCUCUUCUUCCAAAAAGCCAAAACAGGAGAAGGCUAUUUUGAGGCAUUUAAAAGUGAACUUGAGGCAUUCAAGACACGAGUGAGAAUCUGGUCACAAUCAGAUAGCUCUCAGACUGUCUUACUGUAUAAUCCCACUAUCAAUCCUAGUCUUGUAGAACAGCUGACAUCUUUGUCACAGGUCACAAGAAGCUUUGUCGUAGAGUUGAUCCAACAAAACACUAAUUCAUCAAGGCAACUUUCAGCCACCACAGCUCCCUGAACUGUGCUGCAGAUACGUCAAGCAGAAGAAAGGGUAUGUGGCAGCCAGAUUUCAGAUAGCUGAACAAUAUUAUUCUACAACAGCUGUUAGCACACGUGAAAAAAAUAAAUAAAUAAGUAGUUCAGUAAGGAUCCCAGAUACCAGGAGUAAUUUGUACACUGCAAUCCCAAACUAAAUAUUAUUACUAGAAUUGCACCUAGUAUUAUUGUUCAGACAUAGAUAUCACAGCUAUACAAAUAGCUUAUAGAGAUUUUCUGCAUUGAAAAGUGUAUGAUGUACAUUCAUACCUGUACUGAUGCAGAUAGGUAGGGCAAGCAUUCUGGAUACCAUAUAUUAUAUAUCUUAUGUGUAAUUGAGCUUUGCAGAUAGAACAGGGACAUGUUCACAGGUGUAAAUUUACUGAUUUUCUUCUAUCAUUUCCUCAUGCCAUUGUCAAAUACCUGGACUCCUGGUAGACACCACUCCUCAAAGGCAGGAUGUGCUGAUGAAGUCAGCAGUGCUGGGAGGCCUACGUUCCUUUUUGCUUAGCAAUCCUGCUCUGCAGCCCAGAAGGCUGUCUGAACAACUGAAGCCAUUUAUUUUCUAGCUAGGGCUAUGUCCCUAGCUGGCUGGACCUCCAGUUCUCACCACCAUUGGUACUGGCUUUUUUGGCAGAGAAAGUCUUCAACUUGUAACAAUUUGAAUAUAAAAAAUAAUUACUGACAAAGCCAUACCUCAGGUUCCUACCUUUAUGCUAUUGUGAAUUUAGUAAGAAUUAUAUUUUUCCCAGAUAUUUUAAAACUAGAGUUAAGUAGUUCUUAGAAGGAAUGCUUCAUAAGCUUAUCAUAGACAUGAGAAAAACCAAGACAAUUUAGUGCUUCAGAAUGGGAAUUACACAUAUUCUCUGGGAUUAUCAACUUACAUUUUGGUGAAUUUGACUUAUACAUUAAACUUAAGUUGCCAGUAGAUAGCUUACAUAGAGCAUAUCCUAGUUGAAAACAAACUGGUACGUCCUCCUUUGCAUAGACAAGUGUUUUCACACAUCAUUCUGAAUUUCCUGCUGACCAGGAUUCCGUUCCUUUUUAUUUCCCAAGACUUCAUUCUGUUAGUACAUGAGCUCAUAUUCUAAGGUGUUCCUCUACAGACCGCACAGCAAUGCUAUACAUGACAGUACUCCAGGCAAACUGCACUAAGAUACUUCAUUUUUUCUUUUAGUUAAACUCUCUAAAACUGUUACACUAUUCCUCCCUUACAUUAUAGUAAUUUUAAACAACUGACAAAAAUUCCUACAUAAAUUUUUCCCCGUAUUCUCAAAAAUUCAUUUAAUUUGCUUUACAACAAGCAUAAUUUACUAGUUAUUUCAAAAGUCAGCUACUGAACAGCUAGUUUUAACUACCAGUGUCACACCAAUCAAACUACAAAGGACUGAACUUAAAGGAGAGUACCUGCAACAAACCUCUAUAUAAAAUACACAAUCUUAUUUUCUUGUAUUUCAAAUCUACUCCAAGAUUGAAGUACUGUGUUAGCAGUUGUUUUCUGAACUGUCAACCUUAUCCCUACUAACCUCCCUUUACAAGAUUUCUAUAAGAUAACAACAGCCUUUUCCUCUCUCUUACAGCUCCUUUUAAUGAAGCCGUGACUUAUUUACGGAAAGUGAUAACUAACACAAAGAAUAAACAGUUUCUGUGCAGUAUUGCUAGUUCUUCGCUGCUUAUAGAGAUGAAUGAAGAAUGGGAAAAUAUACUGUAGAUAGUAAAACCACCAGCACUUCAGGGCACAUUAAGGAAAAAAAAAAAAUAAAUCUGAGAAACAUGAUAAUUACAAAAAAACAGCCUAUCAUUUAAAUAGCACAGAUCUAUUUGAAACAGAUUUCAUCUUUGUAAAUAACAGUUGAUCCUAAAAUCUCUUGACCUGGACAGCAAUACUUAAAGAGAAUUAAAACGAAAAAAAAAAAAGAAUUUCUAAAUGAUGUUAAAGUACUGCAGCUUCCUAAUGAUGUCAGAAUGGCUCAAUUUUGAACCUACAAGGUCUGAUCACUACAAGCAAUUGACUUUUUUCCAUGAGCCUCUUCAAAAUGAUAAAUGCAUCUCAGGUUUCUGUUUAUUCUGUUUUUAACUAGCAUUCCAGCAUUGAACAAUUUGCUUUAGCUAGAGAUGUUAAGGCUUUCAGAAUGACUGUAUUUUCAACAUAGGAGAACUGACACAUCCUACAAGGAGGGGCUGAGUGAGCUUUGACUGUUCAUCUUGGAGAAGGCUCAGUGGGGAUCUCAUUAAUGUACAUAAAUACCUGAAGGAAGGGUGCAAAAUGGAUGUAGCCAGGCUCUUUUCAGCAGUGCCCAGCCUCAGUACAAGAGGCAACAGGCAAAAACUGAAACACAGGAGGCUCCACUGGAAUGUCAGGAAACACUUCUUUACUGUGCAGGUGACUGAGUUCUCCCCCAGGAAGAUCUUCAGAAGCCACCUGGACAUGGUCCUGGGCAUCAUGCUCUAGAGUCCCUGCUUGUGCAGGGAUUGGACCAGAUGGACCCAGAGGUCCUUUCCAACCUCAUCCAUUCUGUGGAAGUAUGAAAAAUAAAUGCAAAUGUACAAUAAAAAA